AUGAUCUAUCUCUGGGAUGUUCACUGCUAUUCUGCGUCCAGUUUUCACGAUUCGCCGACGCUGCGAAGCACAUUACGCGGACAUCAAGGAGAUGUCACGGCGCUCGCUUCGACCUCAAACGGAGAGUUCUUGUUUUCGGGAGGACGCGAUCAUUCCAUUCGGUGUUGGAACACGAUCGCUGGAAAGUUCGUUCGAUUGGUGGAAGACGCGCACAACAACCUCGGGAAACACCACGGGGAAAUCACGCACCUGCUCUGCGUUCAGAACGAUCAGAACCUGAUCACUGUCUCCUUGGAUGGCUCGGUGAAGCGAUUCAAACUGGCUCCCUUCCCUGCAACAGCGUCUCCGGAUGAAUCGCCCGUCGAGGAGAGCAUCGACGCGAUUUUGUCGAGCGUGGAUUCGUUCCUCUCCAUUGACAAUUUGCUCAGCUUCGACGCGGAGACUCCCUCGAUGCUGAGUCCGCUCCACGCCUCGGAAGCUCCCUCCAGCAGCGAGCAGGACACGCUCGAGCGAAGCUUCUGCUUGAACCAGUCGGUCGGCAUUGCCCACGUCUGCUUCAACGCGGCUCGCUCGCUCCUCGCCGUCUCCUUCGCCACUCCCGCCAUUUUUCUGCUCUCUGCGGACCGAAUCGAUUCCGAUGCGUGGAGUUCGCCGCCUUUUUGGGUCCUGGAAGGCCACAGCGCCGCCGUGACCUGCUUCGCCGUGGACUCGCACUGCCAUCUCGUCUCCGGCUCCACCGACCACCAGCUGCUUCGGCACGAAUUCGCCUCCUUCGCCUGCACCGGCAGCCAGAAUCUCCAGCGAGCCAUCCAUGCCAUCUCCUGCGUCCAUGAGUGGAGUUUUGUGGGGUCGUCCGACUACGCGAUUCUCGCUUCCUCGCCCCAAGCGGAGGCCUUUCUGACCGGCCAUUGCGGCCAGAUCACCUCGCUGGCGCUCGCGCGUUCCGACGGAAUUCUCGUUUCCGGGAGUUUCGAUGUGAGUGUUCCGCGGGAAUCUGACCUCUAG
Molecule: messenger RNA, 1005 nt
Organism: Blastocystis hominis
Lineage: Eukaryota; Bigyra; Opalinata; Blastocystidae
Exons: 2
Coding region: 1-1005 (334 amino acids)
Molecular function (GO): protein binding
Source: RefSeq, a predicted model, not a curated record